CCGGUAUGGCGGAACGCGUCUCUAUGUCGGUCGCUUGUCAUCGCGGACGAGGUCGCGUGAUCUUGACGACCUCUUUAGCAGAUACGGAAGGUUUCUUGGCUUUUGCCUAACCUGGAGGUCUAUGGUGAGAGGGUGACCCUUGGUGGAUUUGGCGAGUCUUUCUAUAAUGUUAUUGCGUGUUUUUAUGGAAAUGGCAACAAACUCAAAGUGGUGUUUAGUUCAUCUGUGAGGGGCGAAGUGUCCACCCUUCGAUACUUGUGUCUUGAUGGCCUUACUGUUUCUGGAACCCGUUUACGCAGAGUACGCGAUGUGGAUAUGAAGCGCGACUUCGCCUUUGUUGAGUUCAGUGACCCUCGAGAUGCCGAAGAUGCAAUAUAUGGUCUGAAUGGACGGGAUGUUGAUGGAAGCCGUGUCAUUGUAGAAUUUGCCAAAGGGGGGCCACGGGGUCCUGGUGGAUCUCGUGAGUAUCUUGGAAGAGGUCCUCCUCCUGGAUCAGGGCGCUGCUUUAAUUGUGGAAUUGAUGGCCACUGGGCUCGAGAUUGCAAGGCUGGGGACUGGAAGAACAAGUGUUAUCGCUGUGGGGAGCGUGGCCACAUUGAAAGGAAUUGUAAGAAUAGUCCUAAGAAACUCAGGGGCCGGAGUUACUCAAGAUCACUUAGUCCUCGACAUGGGAGAAGUCGUAGUUACAGCAGGGACCGUAGUUACAGUCGAUCUAGAUCACCUUUGAAGAGAGAGAGAAGCCUUGAGCGGGCUGAGAGAAGAUCAAGGAGCCCCCGCGACAGCCGAAGCCCUAAGCGGAACAGGAGUUCACCACCACCAUCUAAAGGGAGGAAGCGUAGCCUUUCACCCAAUGAGGGGAGCCCACAAGAGAGAGGUAGCCCAUCCCCAAGGGAUGGCAGGCAGCCCAAUGGGUCCGAUUACAGUGGGAGUCCCAGGCGAAAGAGCAGAAGUCCUAUUGAUGAUGCUGAUGGAGAGGGUCCCCGUGAUAGGAGUUAUAGGAGCCCUGGUGAAGAAAAUGGCAACAGUCGCAGCCCUAGUCCUGUCCGUAGGGAUGACAGGAGCCCUGUUGAUGAUGAUGAAAAUCAUGGUUCUCCAAGAGGCAGCGAGUCAAACUAAAAGCAGAGCCAAGUGACAAGUCAACUUAAAACCUGUGUUUGCGAAAGGUUUUUUCUGCUUUGUAUGGAUAAUUUUUCUAUAGCUGUUUUAAGAUUUUCUGAACUUUGUAUGGGCAGAAGUGCCAAUGUGGAAUAGUUCCAGUGAUCUAAACUGAACCUUUUAGUUAAUUUAACGAACACGUGCCAUCAGGACGACCUGGGAUUCUUUUGA
Messenger RNA from Corylus avellana, 1326 nucleotides. RefSeq lists its product as uncharacterized. Lineage: Eukaryota; Viridiplantae; Streptophyta; Magnoliopsida; Fagales; Betulaceae. Gene Ontology annotation, molecular function: RNA binding; zinc ion binding. The record is from RefSeq and is a predicted model, not a curated record.